This is a messenger RNA of Knipowitschia caucasica, 2130 nucleotides long. Lineage: Eukaryota; Metazoa; Chordata; Actinopteri; Gobiiformes; Gobiidae. The record is from the annotation of a GenBank genome assembly.
AUGAGAAACCUCGCACAGACUUCAGAGCGGACAGAAGGAGAGACACAGACACAUCAGACACAUCCACACCUUCUCUGGUCAACAACAUUUAUGGCAGACCUGCAGCUGUACCCGUACCAGGAGGAGGUGGCGCAGAGAGCUCUUCAGGGAGAAAACAUCAUCAUCUGGUUACCGACCGGUGGAGGCAAGACCCGGGCGGCCGUCUACGUGGCCAAAACCCACCUGGAGACCACCCCCGAGGCCAAAGUGGUCGUGCUCGUCAACAUGGUUCACCUGGUGGACCAGCACUACCAGAACGAAUUCUCCAAGUACCUGGAGCCCACGUACCAGGUGCUGCCGGUGACUGGGGACUCAGAGGAGAAGGGAUUUUUUGGGAAAGUCCUGAGGAAGUCUGCGAUGGUGAUCUGCACGGCUGAUCUGCUGUACAACGCCAUGAUGGACCCAGAGGAGGACAGACACGCCGAGCUGUCCGACAUCACGUUGCUGAUCAUCGACGAGUGCCACCACACCCACAAAGACACAACGUACAGUAAAAUCAUGCGGCGAUACGUGGAGAAGAAGCAGAAGAACGAGGGCCCUCUGCCUCAGGUGCUGGGCCUCACCGCCUCUCCAGGGACCGGGGGCAAGAAAGACCUGCCGGGGGCGAUAGAGCACGUUCUCACGAUUUGUGCGAACAUGGAUUCAGCCAUUGUCUCUACUCAAAACUACCGUCAAGAACUGCAGGAAAUUGUGCCGCGGCCUCGCAAAGAGUUUGACAUCACCGAAAAAAGACCAAAGGAUCCUUUUGGCGAUCACAUAAAGUGGAUGAUGUCUCAGAUCCAUGAGUUCAUGGAGCUGCCGCGGGACGUCCGGCUACGGGAGUGCGGCACGCAGGAGUACGAACAAGACGUGGUCCUCCUCGAGCAGAGAGGGAUGAGUGAAAAAAACAGAGUGAUGGCCCAGUGCGCUCUGCAUCUCCGAGAAUACAACGACGCUCUCCUCAUCAGCGACACUCUACGGAUGAUCGACGCCUACAACUCCCUGGACAACUUCUACAGCAGCAGUUCAGCCAUGGAUGCCACCGAUUUCUACUUGGUUGGACUUUUUGACGAGAACAAGGUAGAGCUGAGUGUCCUGGCCAAAGAUCCCAGUUGUGAGAAUCCCAAAAUGGCCAAACUGGAGACCACUCUUCAGAACCAGUUUACAGCCGAUAAGGGUUCGAAGGGAAUCCUCUUCACUAAAACCAGAAGAGGUGUCAAUUGUCUGCACGAGUGGAUUCUGGGUAAUGAAUUCCUGCAGGCGGCGGGUAUCAAAGCGGCCAAACUGACGGGAGCUGGAAGCGGCAAAAGUCACAUGACACAGAAGGAACAGAAAGAUAUCAUCCGUGAAUUCCGCACUAAUCACCUCAACCUCAUCAUCUCUACGACCGUCGCUGAGGAGGGUCUCGAUAUCCCAGAAUGCAAUGUUGUGGUGCGCUACGGACUGCUGACCAAUGACAUUGCGCAGCUGCAAGCGAGUGGCCGGGCUCGUGCUCAGAACAGCGUGUACUCGGUGGUGGCUCAGAGAGGAAGCCGAGAGCUGCGCAGAGAACACCUCAAUGAACAUCUGGAGGAGCUCACCAAGAAGGCUGUGGCCAAAGUGCAGGAGAUGAGCCGCUCUGACUUCAGUCUACAGAUAGGAAAGAUACAGAGGGAAGAACAGAUUCGCCGGCGAAUAUCAGAGCAAAGGAACCAUGCGAGGAGACACCGCUUCAGCGCCGCAGACGUUCAGCUCGUUUGCCGAAACUGCAUGAAGUCUGUGGCCCACGGGAACCAUGUGAGGCUGGUGGAGGGGGCGCACUACGUCAACAUCAACCCACUGUUCAAACAUGAGUACAAAGUGGGAGGGAUGGUUGACAUUCCGAGAGAUUUUGAAGACUGGGAGCCUGGAUAUAAGAUCAUCUGCAACAACGGCAACUGCAACAAGGACUGGGGGUUUGAGAUGAAAUACAAAGAAGUAGCCAUCUUGGGGACCCUUAAAAUCUCCAACUUCGCACUGCUGACUCCGGAGGGACAGAUCACAGUGAAGAAGUGGAAGGACGUUCCGUUUCCCGUGGACGACUUUGACUUUGUCGCAUACAGUCAGGACCACCACCCGGACCUGUUCGACUGA